This is a messenger RNA of Sipha flava (yellow sugarcane aphid), 784 nucleotides long. RefSeq lists its product as uncharacterized. The record is from RefSeq and is a predicted model, not a curated record. Bases 140 to 784 code for a protein of 214 amino acids. The transcript is spliced from 2 exons. Lineage: Eukaryota; Metazoa; Arthropoda; Insecta; Hemiptera; Aphididae.
CCUACUGUACUAUUUUUGCUUGGGCUGAUUCUGGAAAUGAAUCAAGUAGGGUGUGCAAAUGCGACUCGUUGGAUUAGGUUAGUGUUGUAACAAGGAAUAAUAAAAAAAAAGAAGAUACAAGAAAUGUUUUUGCAGAGACAUGCGAUGUCGUGGAAUAGGCAGAGAAAUUCAUAUCAAAUCAACCAAAUGGCCGAUGGAAGACUCUGGGUUCGUUUCAUCUACUGUAUGGACAUACGUGAUCGUCCGGCGUCCCUCCAAGUUCGGCCACGUGCUGACCGCACCGUUAUCCUCAUCCUGCUACUUCACCACAACCGUGUCUACCACGAUCGCACCGUCCAUGUCCACCGCGGUAGCACUGUCCAUCUGCACCAAGGUCACUCCGUCCGUGUCCACCAUGGUCACCUCGACCAUGUUCAUCGCGGUCGCUCCGUCCGUGUCCGCCACGGACGCGGCAUUCAGCUUCACCGCGGUUGCAUCGUUUGGCUCUGUCACGUCAUCCGCAAUGUCCGGAGCCGCACGUCCACCGCACGCGGUCCGAUGUCGCUCGACCCGCUCGUCAUCGGCCGCGUUCCACCGGCGUUUUCGCUAUCCUCCUCGACGAGUUCUUCAAAGAUUGUCGACAGUCAAUCAGACAGUUGCUGUUAUUCACGAAUUCGAUAGUAGACCAAAAUUCGAGUUUUUCAAGACUCCGAACGGGGUACUGUUGAUCCGCAAUUCAAAUCAAUCGGUCAGAAGUUUCGCAACCCGACGGAUCGAGAGACUAUGUUUAUUUUGUAACGGCUAA